UCGAUCUCAGCGAUGGUAAUAAAAAAGAUCUCAAGCGUGCCAAUCCAGGUGAGGCGCAAUGAUGAUGUUUUAUGUUUGCUGACGAUAGAAUUCCGAUAUGCGAUUGUCAAGACACUUGGAGAAGGCUCUUUUGGCAAGGUGAAGCUGUAUGUGUCUGCGCAUCGCACAAGGAGGCUAAUCAAUCAGGGCCGAACAUCUUGUGACGAAGCAGCGCGUUGCGCUCAAGAUCAUCUCGCGCAAGAUGAUACAAAACAACGAUAUUGCCUCACGGGUAGAGCGCGAGAUUCAAUAUCUCAAACUGCUUCGUCAUCCGCACAUCAUCAAGCUCUUUGAGGUCAUCAAUACGCCAACAGACAUCAUUAUGGUGAUUGAAUAUGCAGGCAAUGAGUUAUUUGACUAUAUUGUCAAGCGCGGCAAGAUGGGCGAGCAGGAAGGCCGGCGCUUCUUUCAACAAAUUAUCUCUGCUGUUGAGUACUGUCAUCGACACAAGAUUGUCCAUCGCGACCUCAAGCCAGAGAAUUUAUUGCUAGACGACCAAUUCAACGUCAAGAUUGCCGAUUUCGGCUUGAGCAAUUUCAUGACGGACGGAAACUUUCUGAAGACGUCGUGUGGCUCACCCAACUAUGCAGCGCCAGAAGUCAUUUCGGGUAAGCUCUAUGCUGGCCCCGAAGUAGAUGUGUGGUCAUGCGGCGUCAUUCUAUAUGUCAUGCUCUGUGGUCGUCUACCAUUUGACGAUGAAUUUAUCCCAACCCUCUUCAAAAAGAUUAAUGGUGGUAUCUACAAUCUACCAUCCUAUCUAUCUUCUGGUGCAAAAAGUCUAUUGCAAAAGAUGCUGGUGGUCAAUCCAAUGAAUCGCAUCACGAUUGAAGGAAUUCGCGAUCAUGCCUGGUUCAAAGAAGACCUGCCAGACUAUCUGCUGCCCGUUGCUGAGGAAAGUUUCGAGCGUGUUGAUGACAAGGUCGUCACACAGCUUGGCAAGGCCAUGGGUUACAAACCAGCGGAAAUCAAGGAAGCUCUACAACAUGACGGCGUCAGUGAAAUCAAGGAAGCCUACAAGAUUGUUGCGGAAAACAACCUGAUGCGGCGGGAACAUGCCAAGGUUGGUAAAGAAAUGGAAUCUUUCCUGGCUCAAUCACCUCCAGCAUGGACUGCUUCGUCUUCCAAGUCACCAGGUACGCUCCGGCAAACAUUCUCACCUGUGGGCAGUCAAAUGAAUACCCCGGAUCAGCCCAUGUCACCUGUUCAUGAGAGCUUGCACGAACACAGUACCAUCAGUAUUCUUCCUUCAAGUAUACCAGUCUAUCACCGCGCACUCAUGCACAAGGAGGAUGUCGGUAGCAUAGCGGAAGAGCCGACACUUGGAGCGCGGCGCUCCUUGCAUAUCUCCACGCAUGCAACGUCUGCUGCACUCAGUGGAUCUGCCGGAAAGAAGCAACGCCCACAACGCUGGCAUUUCGGUAUUCGAUCACGCAGUAGUCCACUGGAUGUCAUGUUGGAAAUUUAUCGAGCACUCAAGCAGAUGGGUGCAGAGUGGAUUGAUCGAGGUCCUGAAGCGGAUCCGUUUAUGAUUACGGCGCGGUGGCUCAAGGCACAUGAGGAAGGGUCUGUGAUGGUAUAUUUGGACGUCCAGCUCUAUCAGCUCGAACCCAAUAACUUCCUGGUGGAUUUCAAGUGUGCUGGCUAUGAACGUGUCCGGGAAGGCGAGGGAGAAGGUCUUGAUCGUUUCGUCAAGGAUGAGUCGUAUGGUGGGCACAAGGCUGAAAGUGACAAGGAGGCGACUUCUGCGUUUCCCUUUCUGGAUGUCGCCUCGAAGCUCAUCACCUCGCUGAUGUAGUCCUUUGCGAUAUUGUCUAUCUUUCGUACGUAUACAGUCAACAUUGUCAAUACUUCCCUUCCCGCCAGUCAACAUUGUCAAUACUUCCCGCAUUUCGACUUCAAUUGCGACAACGACACAUCUCCAUCUUCACAGCACACGCAGCCAGCUGCAGCGCUUGCAGGCCGUCAUGCCGAAUCAAGGCCGCAAGACCUUCACCAUUCAAGGCCAAGACUUUGUCGUGCAAGACAACUUUGAGAUCAUCAAAGAGCUAGGUCAAGGCGCCUAUGGCAUCGUCGUAUCUGCCCGC
Messenger RNA from Protomyces lactucae-debilis, 2123 nucleotides. RefSeq names its product kinase-like domain-containing protein. Bases 242 to 1834 code for a protein of 530 amino acids. Gene Ontology annotation, cellular component: cytoplasm. Lineage: Eukaryota; Fungi; Ascomycota; Taphrinomycetes; Taphrinales; Protomycetaceae. Gene Ontology annotation, molecular function: ATP binding; protein serine/threonine kinase activity. Gene Ontology annotation, biological process: intracellular signal transduction; protein phosphorylation. The transcript is spliced from 2 exons. The record is from RefSeq and is a predicted model, not a curated record.